Molecule: messenger RNA, 23851 nt
Organism: Podarcis lilfordi (Lilford's wall lizard)
Lineage: Eukaryota; Metazoa; Chordata; Lepidosauria; Squamata; Lacertidae
Source: the annotation of a GenBank genome assembly
GCGGCCGGGGCCGAAGCCGUCCGGAAAUCCCCGAGCCCGCUCCCCUCCUCCUCUGCCCGCCUCUCGGCGCCCGGGCGCGCGCGCGCUUCCCGCCGCUGCCCAUUGUCCUCCCGCGUCGCUUCCGCCGCCCGCCCGCCGCCCGCCCGCCCUGCCUCCCCGGGGAGCCGGGAGACCCCAGGCCCAGCCAUCUUCCGGCGGAUGGGCGCGGGAUGGCUUGAGUGGCGCGGCUGCCGCGGAGCGCUCGGAGGAGCCGCCGGGCUGCUCGCUGGAGAAACCCCCGCGCCGGGACCCGCCGGGACUGGUGGUGCGAUCCGGCGCCUUGGCUUGCCCCGAUGCCGCGCUCCGGGAGAAGGUCUGGCCAGGCUCUGAUUUCUGCGCUCGGAAUGGAUCCGUCCGGAUAAUUCUUCUUCUUCUUCUUUCUUCUUCCUCUUCUUCUUCUGAGCGGCGUUCCAGCAGCUUGCUGCCUUUCGGGGUGGAAAUGGACUGAUCCGGGGGGGUCCGGGGGGAGGGAAAGCCGGCAGCCUGGAUUGUGCUGCUGCCUGAUUGACUGGAGAGCAAAGGAGACCGGCUGGGAUUUCCGGGGGGCGGCGGGGGGAGAUGAAGUAACCUUGGUCCAGCCAUGGCAAAUCGGGAUCCAUCCAGCCGGAUGCCUCCUUCCGCCGGGCGGCGGGCGCUGCUCCCCGUCUCCCCCGAGCCGCCUCCCCAGCGAGGGCUGCUGUCGCCGCGGCUGCCCUGCUCCUAAGCCUUCAUCCCCAUGGCGAGGAGCGGCCGAGGCUCCGAUCUCUCUUCCAGAGGCAUCCCUACCCCGGCUGACCACAGAGGACAAUAGCGGGGCCAGGAUCCGGGCCUGCCGGAAGAGAGCGAGCGGGAGGGGGCCAUCCCUUCGCGAUGACAGCCUCCCCAUCCCCAUCCCUGCCUGGCAGGAGGAAGCAGGACUGGCCCUGUCUCCAAGGCAACAGCUCCGGCAUCCCAGCCUGCCUCUCCGGAUAGGGCGUGAGCCCUGAGCAACCCGGACCGGGAGGCGGAGUGGGACGCGUCCCCAGCCAGCUGCCCGAGGUCUCGUCUCCGCCGCUGAUUUCCCAGACCAGAGGAGCGAGGUGAGCAGGCCCGCCACCAGCACCCGCAUGCUUCCCCCUGGUGAUGCAGGGCUGGGAUCUGUGCCCCCCCCCCCAGUCCAGUCCCUCUUUCCUGGCAUUGCUUUGUCUGCUUAACUCUCCAUCCCUCCAGAUACAAGCACAUAUCCCCUGCUUAUCUCAUUCAUCUGGCUGCCUGUUAGUCACCAUGGCAAGCCCCUACCCUCCCUCUCACCCCACCUCUGCCGCUUCUGAAUUUGACUCUUGCUUUUCAGAUGGAGCCACCACCUGUUUCAUUUCUGCCUCUGUGUGUGUGGAGGUGGAGGGAGGGUGCUUGAACACCCCAUGUGCUCAUGACCAAGCUGGGUGUGGGAGUCUUAUUUCCAUUUUGCAAGAGCUCCAGGCACCCCACCUUCUCCUUGCCUGUUUGUUCCUUUUGUCUGCUCCGCCCUGUUGCUCCUGAACCCCCUCCGUUCCAUGGUAGCCCCCCCCUUAUAUGGAGCUCUGUGAAGAUAGGCGAAGAGGUGGAGAAAAAUCUUUAGCAGACGUAAUGCUCAAGCACCGCCCCCCAAUUUGUUAUUCAGGGAGCAUUCAUAUAUGAGAGGGUUGACCCUUUCUGUCAACGGAGACCACUUUUGUAACAGCCCAGCCUCCAACGCAGCAUCAGCUUUUUAAUACUAAUUUUCACCACAGAAAUUUGCAUCGAGUUUGUAUCCAAUGAGAUACAAAAAUAUGGAGCAGAUUAUGGGCAGAGAUUAUGGGUCUCUUUGUUCCAACUCACCAGGCCUUCUCUCAGUUUGAAAAGCAGUUAAGGGGCAACUCAUAGUUCAUUUCAGUGGACUGUUCUGUAAAUAAAAAGUACAUUAUUCCCAAAUCUGGAGAAAAACUUUGAUGUGGGGCUCACUUCCUUUUCUCCUCCCCCUACAGCAGAUACCUUGGUGUAAAUUAGUAGUAAACUAAUUGUAAAUCAGAUGUAUUUCAGUUGGAACCAUUUGUUUCUAAAUCCCUGUCACUUAAUGUAAAAUAGAAUUGACUAUUAGACAAAAAGAACCAUAUUUCCUCUCACCCAAGUAGAAGCCAGAUAUAAAAUCAGAGGUGAUGGCAUUUGAGGUUAUGGGUCUGGUUUGUUUGCAUUCAACUUUGUGCUAGUGCUGGUCAGGUGAAAAUAUGUUGUGAAUGGUUUGAAUUUCUGUUGGAGCCAAUUUACUAAUCCCUGUAAUUGUGCUUGUGUGAAUGCAUAAACAGACACCUUGAAAGCAAAAUCAGACAGCAAACCUUUAUACAAGUUACUUAUUUAGGCCUCAAAGACUAAAAAUAAAAUAAAAUGAUCUAGUAACUUUAAUGGGUGUGUUUGCAAGGUAGAUAUUGUUACUAGUAAAUUAGGAGGACAUUACUUGAGACAAUAAAGUUACCCUGGCUGAAGGUGAUAUAAAUGAAAUGUUAUUUCACUGACGUCAAGGUUGCUUACUAUCCCUGCCACUCUUCCUUUUGAAAGUAAGCAGUGAGUCAGGUAUGUAUCAAAAGUUUAGCAACUGAAAUAAUGAUAGGAUUUUUGUUUUACACUUUUGUGUAAAAUCUUAGUAAAUCAAUUGUAAGGCUAUAGUAGCUCACUGGAGUCACUGGAGUCAAUUGGUGUGAUUUCCUAGAGUGAAUCAGCUUAAAUUUCUGAAACUAAAAGGUGUCUAAUCCCACUGUUGACUUAAUUUUAAUAAUAAUGAGUCAGUACAUAUGUGUGUGGAAAAUUGGUGACAGAACAUCCAUAUGUGUUUUAAUGUGAUAUAUUACCUGAAUGAGUAUUCAUUGGAUUGUGUGUAGCAAGUGUGUUUCAUUGGAAGUGCUAGUUUGUCACUGUGUGUGUGAAUGAAUGUGUGUGUGAGAGUUCUAAUAUAACAGAGGCAGGCUUGGCGAUAAUUAUCUGUGGUGUUGAAUGGCUGUAUUGUGCAGUCUUUAUUAAGACUGUUUAUUCAGAAAUACCACUGACUGCAAUGGGACUUGCCCUCUACUAAAUAGGUUUAGGAGUUCAGUCUCUGUGCAUGCUUGCCUGCCAGCAUCUGAGUCUGAGGAUGUGUUUGUGCUUUGUCUGGGCCUGACUGAAUACAGGUAUCUGUGUCAAAGUGUGUUCAAAUCACACAGAUGUGCAUGACCAUAGCAGGAUCUUGAUAUUUUUGUGAAUGGAUGUGAUUCCGUGGUAGUGUGUGCUUAGGUCUAUAAGUAUACUUAUUCAUAAUUAAUUUCCCAUUAUUUUCUCUUUGUUUACUCAUAAACCCUAUGGGCUAACUACGUUAGUCUUUAGAUGACACAAGACUCUUUGUUUCCUGCUUCCCCCCCCCCCCCGCCACCAUCCCAUGACUGUAAAUGUGACUUUGUGUUUUCUCAAUAAAGUGAUAUAUCUUCCAAUUAAAUUGGACAGUGGUAUGCACAGGUAAAUCAGAUAAUGAACAUCACUGAAAUAAUUUGUGUGUCUGGCAAGAUGUAAGUGCAUUGUGCUAAGAAACAGAUGGCCGUGAGACCCUUCCCUUAUUCUUAUCUGUAAGUUUUUACAGGCGUGCAGUUGUGGGCUUGUCAGGUUCCCUGUGGUUGUGUGUAUGACUCAGUGAGCUAUCAUGCGUGUUAUCAAAAUGUGUGUGUGUUCAUGACAGUGUGUAUGUGUAUGUCCCCAAGCAUAUCUGCUGUGCAUGUAUUGUAUUGAUUGUACUAUGAGUGUGUCAGGAUGUGCCACUUACCAGUGGCGGAGAGGAACUCCCUUCACAGUUCCCAUUAUAAGCAGCAGGUGUCAGUCCUGGAGCAGCCGUUGCUUGGCUUGACACUGGCCCCACCUUCUUUGACAGGCCUCAGGCUGAUGGCGUCAUCUGUGUAGAGGGAGUCCUCAGAUAUACUGCUGGAAUUCUGGCAUAUAAAAUCAGGAAGCUAAAGGGGAGGCAUAUAGCCUAAGGAUCAGCAACUGGCCUAAAAUCCAGGCCCUUCAACUGCUCGGCUCCCCAGAGCCAGCCUACGGGCAGGAGAGGUGUGAAGACAGUGGUUGCUGUGGCUACAGGAAGAGGGUCCCUGGCCCACUUCAUAGCCCUCAAAAGCCCUCAUGUAAAGUGAGUUGCUGAGCAGCAGUUUAAUGAAGCCUUUACCACAAGCCAGAACUAUCUAUCUCCCCUCUGACAUAAACCCCAUGUAAUUCAUAUCAAAGAUUGUGAGAUCCUUGACAUUUCCGUUAAAAGGAUCUAAGGCAGCAGGUCUGAAAAAGAGUGCCACAGUCAGAGCAGGUGGAACUUGGCAAGAGGGGCCAGUGGUCUGCUUUUUAACAAAGUGUUCAUAUGAAAUGGAGUUGGUCCCCACCACCCAACAGCUUGAAUUUAGUUGGAAUGACCCAAGUGGAGACAGAGAAAGAGUCCUUUGUCACAUGUGGAGAAUAUCUUUUUGAUCCCUCUGGGCCACAAGUUGGAUACAAAGCAUGUAAAAUCAAUUUAUUCAUAUAAAUUCAGGUCCCUUUCAAUUCUGCAAUUCACUGGUAGAGUUUGUAGGCCAGGUGAGGGGGAGGGAGAGAGAAGCAUCAUUGACACGUGUAUGUAUUUGUGCGUGCAUAUGUGGAAAUUGUGUGUGCUCACAACUAUUACAAGCAGGAGUGUGUAAGCCCACAGUGGAUGCGCACAAGAUAACCCACAUGCUUUGUUUCCAAGUAUACAUUACAUACACAUUGUGUGUUUCUGUGUGUAUAUUUGUUUAGAAAGUGCAUGUGUGUGAAUUUGUAUAUGUUCUGCUGAAUCAUAGAAUCUGGAAUUGUAGAGUUGGAAGGGACCCCAAGGGUCAUCUAGUCCAACCCCCUGCAGGACAGGAAUCUCUACUGGACUCCCUCGGGAGGUGGUGGACUCUCCUUCCUUGGAGGGUUUUAAGCAGAGGUGGGAUGGCCAUCUGUCACAGAUGCAUAGACAAGAUGAAACUUGGGGUCCCUUUCAAUUCUGCAAUUCUAUGAUCCAUAACAGGCGGCCCUCUAACCUCUGCUUGAAAACCUCCAAUUAAGGAUGGUACCUCACCUUCCAAGGGAGUCAGUUCCACUGCAGAUCCACUCUUUCCCUUCCUGAGGUUUAGUUGGAAUCUCCUUUCGUGUAACUUGAAGCCAUUGGUUCAAAUCCUCCCCUCCAGAGCUUGUUCCAUCUUCCAUGUGGCAGCCCUUGAGCUAUUGGAAGAUGGCUAUCAUAUCCAAGACUCCUCUUGUCCAGGCUAAACGUAUCCAGCAAUCUCAACCGUUUCUCAUACAACUUGGUUUCCAGGCUCUUGAUUAUCUUACUUGCUGUCCUCUGCACACAUUCCAGUUUGUCGACAUACUGUACUUCAUUGUGGUGCAACAUGUGCGUAAAUUUUUGAAUUGACAGAGCGACAAUUUUCAUAAAUUUAUGUAUGUAAAAUUGCAUAAAUACAUUGUACGUCAGGUGUGGGGAACUUUUAUCCCUUCAGAUGUUGCUUAACUACAUCUCCCAUCAGCACCAGCAAGCAUGGCAAAUGGCAUGGGAUUUGUAGAGAACUACAAUUGUAUUGGAGAGCCAGAGGUUUGCUUCACCUGUUGUGCUUAUUCCUGUGGUGGGGGCACACACAGUAUUAUUGCUCAUUGCAAUGUAUUAUAUUGAGAGCUGGUAUGUGCGCGUGUAUCUUUCAUUACAUGGAAGAAAAACCUUUCAACAUGAACAAAAAUGGACAGGCUUAACGCAGACUGGCUAGGUUGGGUGCUGUGCAGACGGCUGGAGCAAUGGGUUACCCAGACCUACUGUUAAGAUCUAGAAAGCCUUUGCCAAGCUAUCUUGCUUAGUAGCAGGGGUAACUUGACCUGAGGGCUGUUGCUGAGGGAGGGAAUUUUCUUAUUAUUAUUAUUGUUAUUGUUAUUAUUAUUACAUUUGUAUACCGCCCUAUACCUGCAGGUCUCAGGGUGGUUACAACAUAAAAACACAAUAUAAAAACACAAAAUACAAAAGAAAAAAGAAAAAUAAUCCCAAUAACCCCCCCCCCCCAUUUUAAAAGUGUGUUGGAUGUCAAUCAGCCAAAGGCCUGGUUAAAGAGGAACAUUUUUGCCUGGCACCUAAUGAUAUAUAAUGAAGGUACCAGCCACAUCUCCUGGGGAAGUAAGAAAAGACUUCUCCCAGACUGAGCUGGAGUUUCCCCACCUCCCUCUCCCCUUCAAAAGCAGUACCACUUCCUGAAUAUUGCCUGUAGUUGAGGCAGAGUAGCAUCACUGUAGACAGGUGGGAAAAGGUUUCCCCACUGCCCAGGAUAGCAACAGCUGAGUCACCUCACUAUCUUUCCCAACACAAUCUAUUUUUUUCUUUAGAAGUGAAUGGAGCCAGGGGUGUUAGGGGAGGGGUAGUACCUCUGGUGGGGGCCACAUCAUGCUCCUUCUGGGGUAGUUUAUACACCAUUGGUCUCCACCCUGCACUCAGCUCUCGCCUAUGGCUCCUUGAAGCUGUCAGCAUCAAGAAAUUCUUUGGUUCCGGUUAAACCAGGUGAGGGUAGCCAAUGGUCUCAAACCCUCAGUGAGUCAGGAACGUCCCCCUGCAUGAGAAGACAAGCUCUGGUGGAUCAUGCAAAUGAGUGAUUCUGCACAUUCUGUAGGGGGAAGGGGAGACAGAUGGGGCUUGUCCACCCGGGAAAGGAGCCCAUCUAGGAGUAGAAAAACUCUGGUCCUAAACCCAUGCUGCCUUGUGAGGUAGCUUUGGGAGAAGAAAAGGCUAAGGAGUGAACCCUACACAAAUAUGGAGUUGAUAAAAUGCUUGGAUGGUGCCUUGUACAUCUCCUUCCAUAGGUGCCAACUCUAUAGGGUUGAGGUGUCUUCAGCCCUCCCCCCUUGUCUGUUGGGAUGGGGCUGAGCCCACCCAAUCUUAAGGGGUCAGAGGAGGCUGAGCGCAGAGGUGUGCUCCAUGCUUGGCCUCCUCCUGAUACAACAGGCAGCCUCUGGUCCGGCUGCACCACCUUAUUCCCUAAGCGAUGCCCGUCCCCAACCAAUGCUGCUGCUUUCCCCUGUAGGGAAGACCCACAUCAGUGCCUCUGCUGCUUGCCCAGUGCCAUUCUCAUGAUGGAGUGGCCAGGAUGGUCUGGAGCAUCCCAGGGGCUUUUCACCAGGGCAAUGGGAGGCCCACAAAGCCUCCUGGAGUGGCGGCAAAAGGACGACUCCCCUUCCCAGCAACGGGUCUCCCAAUGGGUCCCCACCUCUGCUGCACCUCCUGAUCCAGCCUCAGGAGCAGGGUGAGUGGGGACUAUGAGUCCCAUCCUGCCUCCACCUUGUUCGCCGAGCUCACUUCCUCUGCAGGGCCAGCUGCAGUGAGGCCAAGGAGCCAAGAGCCAAGCAGUGUGCCACGCCUCCCCCCAAUGCAAGAGUCACAUGUGUGAGGUUGUCAUCGUGUGUGUGACAUGCGAGAUGAGCCCCCCCCCCCAAUGCUAGGCACAACUUGGCACCUCUGCCUCCUUCCAACAACUUCUGCAGCCAGGCUGGUGCCAAACGCUUUCCUUUCCUUUCCUUUGGACCACAUCAGCAAGGCUGAGAAGGAGGUCUUGCCUUGGCCGCCCAGGACCUCCCUACACACUGCCCAGGCUUGCACCCUGGACAGGUCACUUUGGUGCUGCCAAUACAGUGCCUUGACUUCACCCCUAGAGGCACACUCCAUUGUGUCUCAAUACAGACUGAUGCCAACAACAAGAAUGGAUCCAAUUCACUUUUUCUGGUGGGAGUUCAAAAUGUGCCCCACAAACACUCAGGGGACCAAUUAAAUGUUAUGGUGUGUGUGUUCUUCUCACUGGAAAGGCAGACACUUUACAAGCGUCUUACAAUUUAAGAAGACUUCAUCAGAGUAGGAACAGGGCAGCCGCCUGAUACCCAGUCAAAUCCGUGACUCAUCUAGUCCAUUAUUGUCUACACUGACUGGCAGCAGCUCUCCAGGGUUUCAGGCAAGAGCCUCUCUCAGCCCAGCCGGGAGAUGCCAAGCAUAAUGCAUGUGCUCUACAACUGAGCUAUGGCUAUUUCCCCAAAGGCGUAUCUGACUAUGGGGCUGAAUGCUCCAGGGUAUGCAGAUGUGGCAUUUCUGUGUGUCAGGGGGAAGCCAAUGUUCCUAAGUGAUAAGGACACUCACAACAACUUUACAGAAGCAGGCAAAUGCAGCCCCCACUACUCCAACCCCCUUUCCUGACAGCUUCUCUGCCCUCUAGCACUUUCUCACUCCUCUUCCCAGCCCCCACUACCACCGGAGGCAGACUGACUGCCAGGACAAGUGGCUGUUGGGCAUGACGCUGGUGGAUUCUCUGGGACAGCUCAGUUGGUAGAGCAUGAGAUUUGGGGCUGUGGGUUCAAGCCCCAUGAUGGGCAAACGAUUCCUGCAUUGCAAGGGGUUGGACUGGAUGACCCUGGUGGUCCCUUCCAGCCCCACAAUGCUAUGAUUCUACACCAGACCCUCAGCUUAUCAUCAUCAUCAUUUUAUUUCUAUGCCACCUUUCCACAGUUAAAGCAAUGCUCAAGGUGGCUUACAAUAUGAAAAGAUUUACAUAAUUGCAAAUAAAGCAGUCAUAAAAAAGCAAAGUAGUCAUAAAAGUCAUGCUGGCCACAUGACCUGGAAGCCGUACACCGGCUCUCUCGGCCAAUAAAGUGAGAUGAGCGCCGCAACCCCAGAGUUGUCCACGACUGGACCUAAUGGUCAGGGGUCCCUUUACCUUUACCUAGUCAUAAAAAUAAAUAAAACACAUUAAAAACUACAUAACCAAACUGAAGAAUUUCCACAUAAAAAUAAAGUUACAAAAAGUUAAUAUCAGUAGUAUCAGUUAAUAUCAGUAACAACAGCAAAAACUUCCAACAAAACUUCUCCCAAAAUACCCCAGUCCUUGCUGGGCAGCAGCCCUGAUGAGGCCCUGGGCCAGGGGGAGAGAGGCAGGACCAGGGCCCUCAGGCACUCGGCAGGUGAGCUUAGAAGAGGAAGCAGGAAGCCCCCCUUCUCUCACAGGCUCUCUCUGCUCCAUCUUAUCAUUUCAACCACGGACAGGCCAGUUUUGUGACCCUGAUUAAAAAACAGGCAUUAGACGGACAAUGGAGGAAAUAGCCAAAGUGCUGCUGCUGCUGCUGCUGCUGCUGCUGCUCCUUUCACUGGCUUGGUUUGGAUAUAUUGGCUCUGUGUGUGUGUGACCUGCUUUUCUCUUUUCACUGAAGAUAAGGCAGAAGCACACUAGAUCUGCCCCAAGUCCCGUGUGGGUGCCUCACCAUAUUUUAUUGUUAACCUUAGAAAAUGCUUGUUUCUAAUUUUUGCUUUUGUUUUUAAAACAAGACUUACUCCAUGCCUAUCCUCCAUGUAUAUUGUACUUCCUCUAGUCUCCCACCAGAUUUCUGAUAAAGGACCGUGGCUGCCCAUCUUCAGCAAGACUGCAGCACCAGGUGUCCCCAGAGCAUCCCUGCUUCUUUUAAGAUUACUACUUCUUUUCGUGGCAGAACUCUUGUGCCCUUAAAUCUGCAGAAAUGUAGCAGCUGAAGCUUUCCCCCUUUGUGAGCCAGGAAAAGUUUCACCAGUAUAUUUCUGCAUGUCAGGCAGCUGUCAGGAGCCCUACCAGAAAACAACCACCGGAAGGCCAUUGCUCUUCCUCCCCCCAACAAACAUUGACUCCCUCUCCAGUGGUCCAACUCUGGCCAUGAAGCUGGCGGCGGCAGCACCUGCUACUCAGCCUUCCAGAUCAAGCUGCUGGUAUUUACCGUAUUUUUCGCCCUAUAGGACGCACUUUUUCCCCUCCAAAAAUGAAGGGGAAAUGUGUGUGCGUCCUAUGGGGCGAAUGCAGGCUUUCACUGAAGCCUGGAGAGUGAGAGGGGUCGGUGCGCACCGACCCCUCUCGCUCUCCAGGCUUCACGCAGCUCUCUGCAAAGCGCAGGAGCCCAGCGCUGGGCUCCUGCGGCUUGUGGAGAGUUGCCUGCAUGCUGAAGCCUGGGCGCGCUGAGCUCAGCGCGCCCAGACUUCGCACAGCUCUCUGCAAAGCGCAGGAGCCCGGCGCUGGGCUCCCACGACUUGCGGAGAGUUGCCUGUUCUGGUGGCUGGGGUCGGGGGUCGGUGGAAGCUCAGGCUGGGGGGGAAAUAAUUCCCCCCCCUUUAUUUCCCCCCUAAAAAAACUAGGUGCACCUUAUGGGACGGUGCGUCCUAUAGGGCGAAAAAUACGGUACUCACCUCCUUGGGCAAAGCAGACUUCAAGUGGAAAUAAGGACAUGCUUGUAACACCCCUAUUCUCACCAAGGAAAAAUCACUGCCUGAACCUCUCCCUCUUCCCACUUUUAUAUAUCCCUGAAAGUUGCUCUAUGGUUUUUCCUGAGCUGGAGGGUUAUAUAUUAGUAAAUCAUCUAUUAACAGUUUGCUAAUGUUUAAUAUCUCAUAUUUUACUUAUAUAAUAGCUGUGACUCAAAAUGCAUAGCAACAUUUACUAUCUGGGCAGGCAGUUUUGGAAGGGAAGUCUGUGCUCUGGCAUUUUGUGCAGGAACCAAUCCUGGUACACAAACUACAUUUGACAUGAAAUAUGUCCUUUGCAUCUAAUGUCCCUGGAUUUUUAAAUUUAAAAAUAUGCAGAUAGAACCAACUGGGAGGGGCUGAUAAUUAAUGGGCCAGAGAAGGGGGAAAUUUAAACCCUUCUCUUCCUUUGCUGGUCUCAAACAGAAUUCAUCUUUUAAAGUUAAUAUGUACUUAGGGUGGUGGCAAGGGAUUCCCAACAAAGCAAAUACCAGCUUUGGAAGAGGGACUUUUCUCAGGAACACAUGUUUGUGGGGAGCAUUAUAUUUUCCCAUCUGAUCCCAUUAACCAUUCCUUCCAGUUGAUAGUAUUUGCUUUUUUUAAAAGGUGUCACAUGUGGUUUGGCCCCUAGGGCAUAUAUGAAGGGGACCGGUUAAAGGCAGUACAGGCAGUGACUGUUUUAGGCGCAUCUCAUAUGUGUGUAACCAUGCUCACGUGCAUUACACCGAACCCGGACGUGACCCCAAAACAUUACAAAAAAGGGGCAAGGUGGGGCAGGGGCGGAAUGGAGUAUUUGCAGGCUUUUUCAGUGAUGUUUCCAAUAUACAUGAUUUCACUUAAAUGGGUCCUGUACCUGAUAGGGGAUUGGAGCUGCCCUUCCUGUGCCCCCAUCGCUGAGCUUGGGGUGCAACAGAGGCACCAAGGGAGCCAAUGCUGUGCACCCGCUGAGCCCAGUUGGAGCAAGGCUGGUGGGAGGAGGGCAAUUUCACUCCACCACACCUGUCUGUAGCGAAGGGACAGGUUCUGAUCUAGUUCUCAUGGUGAUGGUAAGCCUGUAUCCGGAUUAUGCAACUUCUGACUAUAGGUGGGGAACAUGUGAUGUCAUGUUCUUCCACAGAAAAACAAUUCCCCAGCAUGUCAGGGAAGAGGCAAGAGCCAUUUCCUAUGUCAACAUUUUCCCUCUUUUAAUAGAAUCCUAGAAUUGUAGAGUUGGAAGUAGGGCUGGGCGACGUAUCAAGACAUUGUACAAAAUCAGCUCAAAGUCUACAUCGUGGUAAUGGUUUCAUAAUAUUUGACAUGGUGAUAUAUUCCAAAUCAUGAUGUGUAUGUGUGCUAUGUAAAAAAUUGUGAUGUGGUUAAAACCAUGAAGCCUGUUGUCGCUUCUCUCAUAAUUCCUGCCGCCCCUGUUCCUCUGUACUGGAAAAUAACAGUUGCAACAAUAUAUUAAAGGUAAGUAAAAAUGUAUCAGUUUUAGACUGCUAAGUAGUAGCAGUUGCCAAGACAUUACCCCCAUUUGCCUCUACAGUGGUACCUUGGGUUAAGUACUUAAUUCGUUCCGUAGGUCCGUUCUUAACCUGAAACUGAUCUUAACCUGAAGCACCACUUUAGCUAAUGGGGCCUCCUGCUGCUGCCACGCGAUUUCUGUUCUCAUCCUGAAGCAAAAUUAUUAACCCGAGGUACUAUUUCUGGGUUAGUGGAGUCUGUAACCUGAAGCGUGUGUAACCUGAAGCAUAUGUAACUCGAGGUACCACUGUAUAUAGUUAUGAUAUACAGUCAAACCUCGGUUGUUGGAUGUAAUCCGUUCCGGAAGCCUGUUCAGCUUCUGAAACGUUUGACAACCAAGGCACAGCUUCCGACUGGUUUCAAGAGCGUCCUGCCCUCAAAACGGAAGCUGCAUCAGACGUUCAGCUUCCAAAAAACGUUGAAAACCUGGAGCAUUUACUUCUGGGUUUUCGACAUUUGGGAGCCAAAAUGUUUGAAAACGGAGCCAUUCAGGAACCGACGUUUGACUGUAUCAGUUUAUCGUGAUGCUUAACUGGGGAUAAAAACCAGGCAUUUCUCAGCCCUAGUUGGAAGGGACCCUGAGAGUCUUCUAGUCCAACCCUGCAAUCCAGGAAUCUCAACUAAAGCAUCCAUGUUGUAUGGAAGAACAUUCCGUCAUGCCAGUCCCCACUUAUAGUCUGAAGUGGCACAGCCCUAUCAUAGAUUUCCCACUUCCGUGAGUAGAAACUUUUUUCUCUUUUUCUCUUUACUGGGCUGGUAGUUUGUUUGUAUUAUUGCCCCAAAGCCACAUUUAUGGCAUUUGGAAAACACAUGGCCUUGGGUCCUAACUCAGUUUUCACAAGACGCUAGAGCAGUUCUGUUCCCACCAGGGAUAGUGAGAGGAAAGUGACUUCCACAGAUUCCCCUCUUGAGCCCUUCAAAAAUCUGCUCUGGAUGGGAUUGAGGGAUCUUGUGAAGCAGUAUGAGAUGAAGCACACUCUCCUUCUGCUGUCAGGUUCCUCCACUGAAUCUCACCAGUCCCUAGGCAGAACUCUUCCAUUUAUGGAUGCCUAGUUAGGAUCCUAAGUCAGUUUUGUCAGUCAAAGUACUAGAUAUGAGCAGAUGGGUAUGCCAGUGUGCCAGUCUGCCUGACAGUCUUCUCUUUUCUAAACAGGAAAUCCUCCAUCUUUGCCCCAGGUGAGGAAGAGGUCUCCUGGCUCUAUUCUAAUCUGUGCUGCAGCUUGAUCCUUUAUAGGUUUACUGAGUAAAAUUGGGUUUACAUCCACGUAUGGAUGGGACUGUUGUGUUAGUAAUUCAAGGAUAUAACGGGGUGCAUGCCAUUGUAUGGCACUGGGGUUUUGUAGGUUGUGUACACACUUGGGUGUUAGUAGUGUACAUGGGUUGCACAGAAAUUAUUUUUCCAUGUGAGCUUUUGGGCACUUUCAUCCACACAUGACCACUUCCAGUUUAAAUCGGUCUUGAUAUUUCCCGCCUGCACUAGGGGGAUGCAUUCAUUCUAUGCAUUGUUGACCCCUCUCCCCAAUUACUACUUCCCUGACCUCCAGAAGUUCCAGAAACCUGAGGUCCAUCAUAGGCACAUGCCCAGGUAUUUCCUUUUUUAAAAAAAUAGUUUUGUCCAUGGAUUAGCACAAUAACAAAUGUCCACCAAAGUUUUAAGCAUUUUCCACAGUGGGCAAAAUAGCCUAUUUUAAACAACUGCUUUUGAAAUAGUUUUUUUUUAAAAAAAUUUUUACCAGAGUCAACAGCCUUCUAAGGAAUGCCUCUGUAGGGCAAACAAUGGCCAGGCAGGUGGGAGGCACAGGUGCCUCUGAUCUCUAAACACAAAAAGUUGUGGGGCAGCUCAGAGAAAAGCCUGCCUUGUCCCACCCUCCAGUCUCUGCUUCUCAAUUUGUAUUGUAUUAUUUUAUGUACCGUGACUUUCCAUUGUUUUAUUGAUUAUAGUUUAGAAAUUAUUUAUUAUAAUUGUUAAGAGUGGAUUUCUGUUUAAUUUUUAUAUGCUGAUAUUUAAUAUUAUUCUAUACUAUUUCAAUGGAUUGUUGAAUAUUACUUUAUUUUAUAUAAGUUGCUUAUUUUAAAGUUAUGUUUUAUUAUCACAUUUUUGUAUUGGAUUAGAUUGUUAUAAGGUGUACAUUCUUUGUUUCUUCAGCUUGUAAACUGCCUUGGGUAUAGAAAAAUAGAAAGACGGUAUACAAAUUAAAAGUGAUGAUGAUGAUGAUGAUGAAAGUACAUUCCACACAUGGUCAAGUCGGGAUGGGAAGACUGAUUUGGGGGAGAAGGAUUUAAAUACAGUGUUUUUCUAUUUCUUUCCUCUUUCCUUUUCUUCCUCUUGUACCUGCAAAGGCCAUUUUAUUUUUAAUACAGCUGUUUUGUGCAAAGGCAGUUCUGCAACAAAACAGUUGUUUUUUAAAUAAAAACAAAUUAUGGUGAGUUUGCCUUCGUCAACAAUGGGUUGAGCUAGGCACACCACAUCCUUUCAUUUAGGCUGAUGAAAACAAAAUGACUAUUUUGCGCUCAGGUGAUGAGGGCUGUGGUGAUAGAUGGCACCAGCAAAACAUCACCAAACCUAUAAACCCAGCCCAUAAUGCGCUUCAGUGUAUCCAGUCUUAGGCAACAUGCAAUUAUGCAAUUUUAUGUUGGAAUUCCUCUCCUUAGCACAUUAUCUGCAGAUAGGGGAAAUCAGAAUUAAAUGGGGUUGGGGUUGAGUGUUGACUGCUAUGCAGAUCAGGGAUGCAUCAAAUCCACUUUAAACUGCUGUGUGUCGUCUUCUCUUUGGCGAUCACUUGUAGCUGAGUAAGAUUGUCUUCCAUGAACAUGGUCUUAACAGUGAGUCCGUAAGUGGCUGUGGAGACCAAUUCUGGAUCCACACAUCCUUCCACAGUGGGGACAUAGGUUUCCGAGUGGGAGUUGAUCAUGGUGAGGAUUUGCCAAACGUGCCUUCCUCUUUUCAUCCCGAGUUUGAGUGUCUUCAAAGUCCAUGACACCUUUGGUAAAGGCUGUUCUCCAAAUGGAGCACUUACAGGCCAGUGUUUCCCAGUUGUCGGUCUUUACGCUAUAUUUUUUUAGAUUUGCCUUGAGAGAGUCAUUAAACCCCUUUUGUUGACCACCAACAUUAUGCUUUCCAUUUUUAAAUUCAGAAUAGAGUAGUUGCUUUGGAAGAUGAUAAUCAGGCAUCCGCACAACAUGACCAGUCCAAUGAAGUUGAUGUUGAACAAUAAUUGCUUCGACACUGGUGAUCUUUGCUUCUUCCAGUAUACUGUCAUUAGUUCGCUUGUCUUCCCAAGUGAUUUGUAAAAUAAAAUUGAGAUACCAUUGAUGGAAUCUUUUGAGGAGUUUAUCAGUGGUCCAUGUUUCACAAGCAUACAGUAAGGUUGGUAGUACAAUAGCUUUGUAAACAAGCAUUUUUGUUUCCCUGUGAAUGUCCCGGUCCUUAAACACCUGCAAUUCAAUCAGGAGAAAGCUGCACUCGCAGAGCUCAGGCGAGGCCCUUGUGGAAAGAUAACUGCCCAAGUAGGAGAAGUGAUCAACACUUUCCAGCGUUACACCAUUGAGUUAGAUUUGUGGCACUACAGAGGGGUUGUUUUCUGCCUGUUGGUGCAGCACUGUGGUUUUUUGGGAUGUUGAGCUCUUCGUAAGCUUCUGCAAAGAUAUUUGGAGGUCAUCUUCAGAGUGCACACACUACAUUAUCAUCAGUGUACUGAAGCUCUAUGAUGGAAGUUAUGGUAACCUUACUCUUUGCUUUAAGCCUACUCGGACUAAAGAGCUUUCCCUCUGUUUGAUACAAUCGUACCUUGGUUUUCGAACAGUUUAGUUCACAAACAACUUGGAACUCGAAAGCCGCAAACCCAGAAGUAGGUGUUCUGGUUUGCAAACUUUGCCUUGGAAGCUGAAUGUCCGGCGCGGCUUCCGCGGCUUCCAAUUCGCUGCAGGACACUCCUGCAGCCAAUUGGAAGCUGCGCCUUGAUUUCCAGACGUUUCGGAAGUUGAACAGACUUCCGGAACACAUUCUGUUCGAAAUCCAAGGUACAACUGUAUAUGAUUUCUACUCUGGUGGGGAGUUUCCCUUCGACAAAAUGUCGGAUCAUGGCAGUGAAAAUAAUAAAUAGAGUUGGGGUGAUAACACAACCUUGUUUAACUCCUGAUCCCACUGUGAAUGUUUCACUUUGAGAGCCAUUGUUAUCUGCGAUUGUUGCUGUAAUAUUAUCAUGGAGGAGCCGAAUGAUAUUCACAAAUUUAUCUGGGCAGCCAAUUUUCAGAAGCAAAGUCCACAGGGCAUUACAAUUUACUGUGUCAAAGGCCUUAGUCAGGUCAAUAAACACCAUAUACAGGGGUUGGUUUUGCUCUCUGCAUUUUUAUUGAAGUUGAGCAGUGAAAAUCAUGUCCACUAUCACUCUAGAAGGUCAAAAAGCAUUUUGGGAUUCAGGAAGGGCAGUCUUGGCUAUUGUUAGGAGAUGGUUUGCUAAGAUCCUUGCAAGAAUUUUGCUGGCCGCAGCUAAUAAAGAGAUGCCUUGAAAAUUUCCACAAUCUGUUCUGUCACCUUUUUUUAAAAGAGAUUGAUAAUUUUGGCAUCCCUAAAAUCUGCUGGGAUCUCCUCUCUCUCCCAGAUUUUUUCGAUGAGCUUGUGAAGUUGUUGUGUAAGUUCAAUUUCGCCCACUUUGAAGACUUCGGCAGGUACCCCUUUCUGGUCCGCUGGCUUUGUUGUUUUUCAUUUGGUUAAUAGCUGUACAAAACUCACCCAGAUUUGAAGAUACUGCUGUGUGUACACACCCUUAAAGCAGGAGCAAUUCUAAAAAUGGAAUUUUCUCUAGACAAUUUGUAGGAUCAAAAUAAAGGAAAACAAAACUAAAGGUCGCCUUCAAUUUCUAUGAAAGCAUAGGAAUAUGAAUGAAACAUGGAAGUGUCAGAAUUUCAGAAAAGUGCAAGCAUGCUAUUCAAGCCCAUUUAAGAAUGUAGUUGUCUAAAGCAGGUGUCUAAAAAUAAGCAGGUAUGGGGACUGACAAACCACUCUGUGCAGGGGCUCAUCACCACUAAGUCCAAUUUCUGAUGGCCAUGGCAAUUGGAGCAGGCCCAGGCCCCUCAUCCGCCCAAGCACAUGUGGAGGGAUGUCAUAUAGGGAGUAGAUUUGGGGCAAGGUGACAGGUGAGUUGUACACAUGCAUCUAAAGUUUUGCUAGGUCAUUUCACUGACAGGGCUUCUGUACCCUGAUUUGUAUCACCUGUCACGGCAUGACAGGGAUAAGGGAAAUCACAUUCUCCUUUCCCUGGGAUCCUUCAAGACACAGGUGCUCUCCUGGGAUUUGCACCUUGGAACAGUUUUAAGUAUCAGAGCUUUGUUGCAGUUUAGUAAAAGUGCUUGAACAUUCUCCCACAGAACCACACUUUCCAUGGUUCACUAAGGAGAGGAAACAACAGUCAAACCAGUCUACGUCUGCUGUGUGGAGAUAGCUUAUUUGUACCUUAGUAUGAUUGUUGACUGUAUUCUGGUAUUUUUGCAUGAGUGUGUGAGAGAGUUGGAUUUCCACCUGCUCAGUUGCUGAGGUAGCAGCUGAGCUGUAGCAAGUGGCAGGUAAUAGUGUUUAUCAUAUUUUUCAAAAAUAAUAAUAUAAAUAUCACAAUAUAUUUAGCACAAUAUCAAGAGAACGCUGAACAUACAGAUAUUUCACAUUAAAAAUCAUGUAUAAUUUCUCUAUUUAUACAAAUAAAGUUAAGGAUAAGUAAAUUAAGAAAUAAGAAAGCUACAUCUUUACUUUGUACUUCCAUUUUCUAAUAGUCAGUACUGUAAAGGGGUUUAACCCUUUCACAAAUCUGAGAUUCUUCUUCUACAGUCUCAUUGUAUCACUAAGUUUAAAUAACUGUGCUAGUUGCAGAAACAUCCUGUAACUAAAAGAGUUUCCCUCCAGUGUCCCCCCCAAAAAAAUUUUUUUCCCACUGAAAAGCUGGGUUGGUGGAGGGGAAGUCCUCAGAGCAUCUUUACACAUCUGUACUCAUCUGGGCAACCCCAGAGGACUGGGGUCAAGCGCUUUAAGCACUGGGGAAGGAGCGGAAUGCUAAAUUUAUAUUGGCCCCUUGGCAGGAAAAUAGUGCAUGCCUGGUUUACCAAGCUGUUAAAGGCACACUCUGGUAAGUUACUACUUAAUACACAGCCACCUGUUUUUACUUGAUGCCUGCUGUGGAGGGGAAGGGUGGCUCAGGAGAAAGUGUGUGUGUGGCUACAGCAUGAGACUCUUAAUCUCAAGAACAAGAGUUCGAGCCCAUGGCUGCACUUCAGGGGGUUGGACUAGAUGAUCCUCAUGGUCUCUUCCAACUCUACAGUUCUGUGAUAUUUGUGUGUGUGUGUGUAAAAUUCAACAUCUACACAAUCUGCUUACUGAUUUCGCUAAGUAUACAUAGGAUUGCUAGCUUUGUAAAAUGAGCUUCUUCUGGUGAAAGACCUUAUUGGGUAGGAUAACAAGGUAGCAAAAUUCUUAGGUGCACUGAGAGUGUAGUUACUAUUGACUAACAAAAUUGCUUUGUCAUUUUGAGCUGAAAUUGUCUUCAUCCACAAAUUGUAAACUCAUCAACUAUUUAUAUAUAUAAAAAUUUAACUUGCAGUGCUAAAUUUAGAAAGAUUACUCUCUCCCAGGCAAGUGCAAUAAACAUGAGAUCAUUCUUAGAGCACUUUCCUUCUAUGACUCUCUGACUGUUGUAUGUGACUCAAAAUGUACCAAGCAGCUUUGUAGAAACAAUCUCUCCCUUGGCCUGUGUCAAAAUUAAGCAAUGUUUUCCAAAUCUGUGUAUUUUUUCAUAUCAGUUUAACUGUCAUGGCUUCUUCCAAAGAAUCCUGGGAAUUCUGUUAGGGAUCCCAGUUACACAGGUCUUCUCUUGAUAUGGCCUAUGUGUGUGGACCUGCUAGAACUGGUGGCAAUUUCUCUCCCCCCCGCUUUGUCCCAGGCUUUUCAUUUUGCAUCACCACCAGCCCAUAGAGAAUAUUGAAGUGACCAUGACUUUGGGUCAAUAUUAAAAAAUAUUUGACUGACUGAUUGACACUGGGUGUGUUUUAUGAAUUGUAGAAUUGUGGAGUUGGAAGGGUCCCAGGGGUCAUCUAGUCCAACCCCCUGCAAUGCAGGAAUCUCAACUAAAGUAUCCAUGACAGAUGACCAUCCAACCUCUUAAAAACCUACAAGGAGGGGAGAGGUUACCAUCUUUUGAGGGAGCCUCAGCUAUGUGUUUUGAGGACUAUUUGGCUCUUUGGAAUAGUUGGCCAUUUCACUCUAGACUGGUGGAUGGGACUUGAGACUCUCCAACUCCCAUCAGCUCCAGUGGCCAAGGAGGAUGGGAGUUGGGACUAGCUACAGAUGGAGGGGCACAGGUUCCCCAUCACUUCCCUAGAGGGCACUAACUACAGUCAAACCAACUUCAACUGAUAUAACAGUAUUACUAUGCAAACAGUUGCCAUAGUUCUUAUCUUAAUUAUUCACAAAAGAGCCUUGUGAGUUAAGACACAAUUCUUCUCAACUUAUAGAUGGAGGCUGAGAAGACAGGGACUUGUCCCAAGACCAUCAAAUUGGAUGCUAUCCCUGACAUGUCCAAAGCUGGCUCAGUGAAGUAGGGAAAGGAAAAGGAUUAAUUAUUUCUUGUCUAAGAUGAUGUGUUUCUCCAGAUUGAGCGAUGGCAUUUUGAUUUGGCCACAUUGUCAGGAACUAGCUAGUUAAGAAAUGAGUAUUGUUUCAUCUACCUCAUAGGAGUGUUGUAACAAUAAAGAGGAAGCUCAUGUAUGAUAAGCUCCUCAAAAGGAGGGGAGGACAAGAAUAUAAUAUACAUAACCAAGCAGGCAGACCAGUAAGCUGCUUACUGUAACAAUUCAACAUGAGCCCUCAAAUCCACCACAGGGUGUUCUAGAGUUCACCUGGCUCUCUAGUUUGUGUAGACAUCCCUCCACUUAGCCCGACAAAAAUCCUUGUGUCAGUCAUAGAUGUUUGUCCUUUCCUUCCAGGAGGCAGGGCAAGGGAAUCUCUCCUUUGAAUUUCAAAACACCUGUAGUUAUUUCAGAGAAUUUGGGACAGGUUUGGGACCUCAUAUAGAACAUAGUAUUUAAAAAGAAAAAAAGGGAAAGGGAAAAAAGUUUGUGUUACUACCAUGAACUAAUGCUUCCUUACUCCCUUUUCCUCCAACCUUUUCCCCACAGACAAUGCCCCCCUUUAGCACUGGGGUCAUGGGCCAUCACCGGGCACGUCGCCGCUGAGCCAGUUCCCCCUUUCCUUUCCCCACCUAAAGAUGGCCAGUGCCAACGAGACUGAAGAAGCCCAUGGCUCAGCGCCCCACGCAGCCUCCACCUAUGCCAAGCUGCUGCUCUUGGGCCUCAUCAUCUGUGUGAGUCUGGCAGGGAACCUGUCCCUCUCGCUGCUGGUCUUGAAAGAGCGUGGCCUCCACAAAGCACCCUACUACUUCCUGCUGGACCUGUGCCUGGCUGAUGUGAUCCGCUCAGCUGUCUGCUUCCCCUUUGUCCUCGUCUCAAUCCGCCACGGCUCUGCUUGGACUUACAGUGUGUUGAGCUGCAAGAUUGUGGCUUUCAUGGCUGUCCUCUUCUGUUUCCAUGCUGCCUUCCUCCUCUUCUGCAUCAGUGUCACACGCUACAUGGCUGUGGCCCAUCACCGCUUCUAUGCUAAACGCAUGACCUUCUGGACAUGCGUGGCUGUCAUCUGCAUGGUGUGGACUUUGUCCGUGGCCAUGGCCUUCCCACCCGUCUUCGAUGUUGGGACCUACAAGUUCAUCCGUGAGGAGGACCAGUGCAUCUUUGAGCACCGCUACUUCAAAGCCAAUGACACCCUGGGCUUCAUGCUCAUGCUAGCUGUGCUGAUCUUUGCAACCCACGUGGUUUACAUCAAGCUCCUUCUCUUUGAGUACCGCCAUCGCAAGAUGAAGCCUGUCCAGAUGGUCCCAGCUAUCAGCCAAAACUGGACGUUCCAUGGGCCGGGAGCCACUGGGCAAGCUGCAGCCAACUGGAUUGCUGGCUUUGGCCGUGGCCCCAUGCCUCCUACCUUGUUGGGCAUCCGGCAGAAUGCUCACGCUGCCAACCGGCGCUUGCUGGGCAUGGAAGAAUUCAAGGCUGAGAAGAGGCUAGGCAGGAUGUUCUACGUCAUCACUUUGCUCUUUUUGGUUCUCUGGUCACCCUACAUUGUGGCCUGCUACUGGAGGGUAUUUGUCAAAGCCUGUAGCAUCCCCCACCGCUACCUCUCCACAGCUGUUUGGAUGAGCUUUGCCCAAGCUGCUGUCAACCCCAUCGUUUGCUUUGUACUCAACAAGGACCUCAAGAAGGGCUUGAUCACCCACAUUCCCUGCUGGAGGACAGAGCCUGAACUGCCCAGAGAGCCUUAUUGUGUGAUGUGAGGAGUGCCAAGGGUUGGCUAGAAGGCAUCUGCCUGUGCCAAACUGAAUUUGAGUUUCAUUUCUUUCUUAUUUAUAUAUCACACAAGAUGCCAAAAGAUGGGUCGUUCUGCUUCCCCUGCAAUUUUGGCCAUGGUUCCCCAGAGUACUUGGUGUCACAAUAGACUAUGAGCGCUUCAGUUAUCCCAGGGCAAAUAUCCAAAACCACUCAUUAACUACAAUGAGAUCAGAGCUGGAUUCUGGUCUCAGCUCCCCUGGGGUAAAUCCAAAGCUAUACGAUGACAGUAACUGGUCCCCAGUAGUGUUCCAGCCAGUGCUUAGAAAGGGUACAAAAUAUCCUGUGCAUCAUGGAGUUUUUCUCUUUUUAUAGCCCACAAACUCUAUCCAGUUGCUUCAGUCAGACACUGCAAAACUCCAUAGAACCAACACCAGAAACUUCUGUGUCCAUUAUUUCAAAGUGUUUGAUCUAGCAGCUCUAAAGGUGUGUCUGGCAUCACUGAAAAGAGGCCAGAUUUUUGUAUUUGGAUCUCCCAGAGUGAAGCCAAAGCCAUCCCACUCACUGGAGCAAAACCACUUCAUGCUCAGCAGGGCUGAUUUGGCUUUACAGCUGGAGGGUGUUGAUGGAAGCAGGGCUCUGAUGAUGGAAUCUGCUUCUGUAGAAGAUUAACUCUCCCAUUCAGUUAUUCAUUCCAUCAAUUAAAUCAAUUCCACACAGUCUCAGAGUCUGAGGCUAAGUUGAGGGGGCCCCCACAGGGACAGGAAGGCUAGAGGGGCGGAGGAGGAAAGGAGGCAGUAGACACAGUUGUUUAAGGGAAUGCCAUGGAGCUAGCCUUGACUUGGCUCCUUGUCAGUCAGAAGCUGUAACCAGGGAGCCUUGGAAACCCCACCUCAGUUGCCAUGGCAGCAACCAAUCCAAGGCCCUGCAGACCAUGUCACCCUGGAACAAUGCAAGCAGGAAGAUGUGGGUGGGGUGUGGGGGAGGAGGAAGCCACCAAGAAAUCCUAACGCAUUCCCUGAAGAGUAGGAGAAGGCAGAGACAUCAACAUGCAAGGCAGACAGUGGAGAGCAUCCAAGGCUGCAGAAAGUGUAGGGUAACCACAGGAGAAUCAUGUUCAAUGAUGUCAAUAUGGCACAUGCCCUGCUAAAAUGGAAAGCAAAAACACUACUGUUGCAAGGCAUAUGUGCCACUAUGCUCCCGCCACCCGUUUAUUCUCACACAUUCAGAUCACACUGCACAUUGCUUCCUCCUUGCCAUCUCACAUCAUAGAACUGUUUGCACUGUUCUUGUGAGACAAUACCAGAUCAUGUAUGGAAAGCUCACCCUUCCCAGAGUUGCUGUCUCGUACCUCUGGGUUUAUUCCAGUGGACAAGUUGUCUGUGCUUUGGGUCAUUGACAGAAAGAGGACAAAUAGCCCUAUGGCUCAGAAAAAGGCCUGGUUGUUCUAGUGUCUCUAAGAAGGGAGUCAAGCCUCGAAAAAGGGGGUGUGGGAGGAAGUGUUGCCGUCUCUGAGAGAAGAGGGGUACACUGGGUAGAGUGAGUGGGAGAGAGGACUCCAGUUCUGGGCUGCAGUGGUUGGCUUGUUUAUUUAUCUAUUUAUUAAAGAGAAAGGGAAAUGUGGGGCUUGGAACUCCUGGUUCUUUUUUCAUCUGAACAGAUGAAUGGGGCCUGAAGUUUAGAGAAUCUGGGAGUCCUGAGCUUGCUGGGUUCACCCUUAGUUGUGAUACCCAUCGGUCCCAUUUUGGCUUUACCCCUCAGGCAGGUACUCCCAAAAUCCAAGAAAAUGAAUUACCAGACAUAUUGCUUGAGGCGUGAAGGUGGGGAGACAUGGGACAGCCUAAUUCAAUGGGACUAUUGUUAAUGCGGAGGUGCUCCUCGUUGGUUUGGGAGGGGAGGGGAGAAAGGAUUCAGGAGGAAAGAGGUGGUUGAGAAAUGAGGCCUAGAAGAAGCACUGCUGGGAGUAAUGUCAGAGAAAAAUGGAGGAGGAUGAGUGGAGGGAUAAGUCAGGGAAAGUAUUAGGAGCAGAGCACAGUUUGGGAGGUGGGAGUAGGGAUGGGAGGGUGGGGACAUCGCAAACCAGGUGAGGAUGCAGGGAUUGGGGCCGUCUCCCACUUGCUCCCCUUCAAAGGACCCAGAUGCUGACUUUUGCCUCUGAAGACAAGACUGUUCGUCUUAUCCUCCAGUCCUGCACCCACUGAAUGGCCUUAAAUCACUGGCCAGCAUUAUGGCCACUCUGCAGAAAACUGUAUUUGAAAAAAUAUGGGAGAUGAACACAGAUUAUUUCCAGGAUGCUUUUUCUGGAAAGAGACUUGAAAGAAGUUGAGAUGUUUUUGUUUUUAAAAAGGAAAUCGAAUAAAGAAAUUGCAACUUUAGUGGGAGAGGGAGGGUUGGGUGGGGGGCACAGGACAGAUGGAUGGAUGUGUGUCCCCUGCAACAUACGCUUCUGAACUUCUUUCAGAUGGGGGCAGCUUGGGGGGGUGGGUAGGGAAUGACUGGAUUGAGGGGUGGAAAUUGAUUUUUGGGGUGGGGACUCUGUUCUAUCCUGCCCCACCACCCCCUUUUUGUGUCAAAUUUGUUUCCAUUCCCUCCUUUUUCUGGGGAUUUUCUCAUUUUCUUUUCCUUUCCUUUGUUUUUUUAUAUAAAUAUAUAAAAAACAUGGAAUGAAAUGCAAAAUUCCUGGGUGAUUCUUUUUGAGUCAGAAGC